CUGAGGACGCGGCUGGGGGCCGCAGCUACUAGAUGGGGCUGCGAGCUGGCGGGGCGUUGGGCCGCGCGGGCCGGGGGGCGCCCGAGGGGCCCGGGGCGAGCAGCAGCGCGCAGGGUGGCAGCAUCCACUCGGGCUGCAUCGCCGCGGUACACAAUGUGCCAAUGAGCGUGCUCAUCCGACCACUGCCGUCGGUGCUGGACCCGGCCAAGGUGCAGAGCCUGGUGGAUGCAAUCAGGGAGAACCCGGACAGUGUGCCACCUAUCGACGUCCUCUGGAUCAAAGGGGCCCAGGGUGGUGACUACUACUACUCUUUCGGGGGCUGCCACCGCUACGCAGCCUAUCAACAGCUUCAGCGUGAGACCAUCCCUGCCAAGCUGGUGCAGUCCACCUUAUCUGACCUCCGAGUGUACCUAGGCGCGUCCACACCAGAUCUGCAGUAGCAGCUUCCUUGGCACCUGCUGCUGCCGCAUCCAGGAAGAGACAUCUGGACCCCAGCAGGCGGGCCACACAGAAGGGCCAGCAGGGGCACCCCUCUGCACAUGGGGUGGGGUCUGACCCUUGGCACCUUUUUACUAGCUGCCAGGCCUGGAACUCAUGCUAAGUAACAUGGGAGCCGCUGUAAGAGUGGGGUCAGGGGCCUCAUCCCUGAGCAAGGAGGUGAUGUGGAGAUUAUCUUUAUGCUGUCCUAUUAAGUGGACUACUCAGCUGCAAAUAAACACAGGCCUAGGUGACAGGGACUUGAACAAAGAAAGGCUGAGUUCUGGAGACAAAUAGCCAACAUGCUAUUACUACAGUAACUCAACAGAGAUAGGAUUUAUGUCUGAAAUCCUUUCGUCCCUGUUGCUUGUUACCUUAUGGUCCAAGAUGGCUGCAGUAUCUCCAGGAAUAAUGUAUGAGUCCAAGGAAGAAAGGAGUGAGAGAAGAGGAAAGGCCAACACACUGGACAUGUCAGCUUCCAUCAGAAAAUGUAACCUGUCCCACUCUGUCCUGUAUAUUUCCACUUAUGUCUUCUUGGCCAGAGCUAGCUACCAUUGCCCUAGCUUUGAAAAAAGCCAAUUUAGCAGGGAACAAAUUCCACAGCUGAGCACACCAGUCAUGUUCCCUUUCCCGGGACUGGCCCUCUGACUCUGGAAAGAAACUUUUCUCAUCAGGAAAGAACUAUGUAUCAGUGUUACUGUGUAACCACACCCAAACUCAACAACUAGAAGUUUCUGCCCUGCCCAUAGUUUCUGGGUUGACAAUAUGGGCUGGGCUGAUCUGGGAUACUCUGCUGCCCUUGCCUGAGGUCACCAAGAGGCCACAGGCAUCUAUCACGUCAGUUGAAAUGGAUUAGCGCAGUGUCACAUGCUUGUCUGGCAGGUGCCAAGCUGUUGGCCAGGUGGUGUGGUUCUCUUCCAUGUGGUACCUCUAUGAUCUCACUUCUGAAUUAUUUUAAUCAGGGAAAAUUGUAAGAGUUUGCCCAGAUUCAAGGGGUGCAAAUCAGAUUGCACCUCUAGACAGGAGGAAGUGCAGAGAACUUGGGGCAGAGUUGACACUCAGACUUGCUGUGUGUCCUUCAUGAGAAAGUCUGGGUAAACCCCAGGGUCACACCAUCCUGCGCAGUCUGAGUCCCUGAGACACAGUCCUUGGAUCUAAGGAGAAGUAUAUGAGGGGGGCAGCAGGGGCAUCAUUGUCCACACUGGUGUGAUAGGGUGGCAGGCAGAUGUUCCAGAGGGACUUGUGGAGCACAAGAGCCUUGAAAGCUGCAGGAAAAGGUAGACCUGGUCUUACUCCCCUUGGGAAUAAGGACAAUAGCUUUUCUACCCAUUGGGAAUAAGACUGAAAUGAGAUAUAGUGCAGUGACUGUAAGUGCUAAGUGAUACCUUGCAUUGGGUGUGGGAGAGGAGAUCAGACCAUAGGAUAACUGAUCUGGAUUUUAGUAAAUUUUGUACUGAUGUUGGUCUGUUGGCUUUUACUAAAGGUGGUUUGUGACCUAUGGGAGAGGGAAGGGGCCAGGUGGAGAGUGGAUGGGAACCCUUUGUACUGUCUGCAAAUUUUCUGUGCAUCUAAAGCCAUUCCAAAAUAAAGACAUUUAAUUAAAAAAUAAAAAUAAAACGCAAGUGCAGCUGCUUCAGACAAAUGGUUCAGACUCUCUGGCUGUCUUGCUAGACUCCAGCCUCAGACUUCACUCAGCAGAGCUAGGAAGGGCCUAGGAAUGUGUUUCUAAUGUGCUCUCUGGUUAUACCGAGGGCUGUUCAGGGACCACAACCCAGAACUGCUCAUUUAUUCUGCAUCACUUAUUUUGUGUGACACCUCCCAUCACUGUCAGGACCCUGGGGCUGACCUGUGGGCGCACCUGCUGGGUGACAUCGAGCAGGGCUUCCCUCCCCUGGAGGACUGUGAAGGUGAACUGUCUACCUGGAAGUUUGUAGAGGUCAGGGAAGAACGAGGGCAGUGCUUUGUAAAAUACUGCGGCAAGAUGCUCCGGCCUCAUGAGCUCUCCUGCACUGGGCCUGGGGUAAGUGAGGUUGGUCGCACCAGAUUUAAGGGCUUUUCCUCCUUUCCGAAAGACCCAAAAGGCAGGCACUGGGAGAGAGGGUCCAACAGACUGGGUGGUGAAAGAGGUCUUG
This is a messenger RNA of Octodon degus (degu), 2609 nucleotides long. It is a transcript of the gene Srxn1, whose product is annotated as sulfiredoxin 1. Bases 33 to 440 code for a protein of 135 amino acids. The transcript has 2 exons. The record is from RefSeq and is a predicted model, not a curated record. Gene Ontology annotation, biological process: cellular response to oxidative stress. Gene Ontology annotation, cellular component: cytoplasm. Gene Ontology annotation, molecular function: sulfiredoxin activity. Lineage: Eukaryota; Metazoa; Chordata; Mammalia; Rodentia; Octodontidae.